AUGGUGUUUGAUCCUAAACUUUUCAAAUAUGCUUGGGCGAAGAGAGUCAUUCCCAUAUGUGUUAUAUUAGGAUUAGGGUAUAUUGAUUUUGCAUGCUUUUAUGCCUUGGGAUAUCGAGAAAUAUACAAAUUUCAUUCGCAUGGUGUGGCCAUAAGUCUAUGGGUCAUUUUGGCUUGGUGUGAAGUAUGUGUGAUAGCAUAUUGGGUAUUGUUGGUGGUUACAGGACCCGGGAAAGCUCCUCGAGUCAAGCCUUUCAAUUUGUAUAGUUCGGAAGAUACGUCUGAUUUGACUCCUGUUCCAGAUUAUUUCUUUUGUGACGAAUCGGGGUACCCAUUUUGGUGCUCCCAAUGUCAGUCAAUUAAGCUUCCGAGGACGUUACAUCUGAAGGAUAGGAAUUACUGUAUUCUAAAAUUUGAUCAUUAUUGCGUUUGGGUAGGUACUGUUAUUGGACAGAGAAAUUAUAAGUAUUUUUUGAAUUUCUUGAUUUGGUUCCUAAUGUUUUUCAUAGUUACGUUGAUAUAUCUAUCGCGAUAUACUAAACUGAAUUAUGAUCGGGGUACCAAAGAUAUUGAUCAUAAUUAUAUUGUUCUUUAUAUUUUGAGUGGAUACUGGAUACUCAUAUUACUGUCACUAUUAGCCGCACAUUUAUGGUAUGUCGUUCAUAACAUGACUACAAUUGAUGAUAUGAAUAUAAAAAAAGUAAAAAGAUAUUCAAGGUGGACAUCAAACAACGAUAAAACGAAACGGAAAGACGUCCGUAAAAUACCUGGGGAGGAAACUGGAAUACGAUAUAUUAAUAUUAGAUAUAACGACACAAGAGUAAUCGUACAGUACACUCUUAAUGAUUUUCCUUUUUCUUUCGGGUUUAAAAGAAAUUGGCAAAAUUUGUGGUUAAAUAACAAUCGAACUAACGGUGACUUCACUCAACACGAGUCAUCAUAUUCACGUAAACGAUUAGCCAUAAGUUUUCUCUUAUUUUUGGUCCCAUACGUGGACUUGGUAUAUCCAUCGAGGGAAAGGAUAAACGUCAGUGACGUAGAAAAGUCUACGUUGGAUAGCCUAUACUCUCAUAGACUAAUUGAGUAUGAACAAUAUAAUGAUAGACUAAACGAUAAAUUCUUAGACUAUAUUAACAGUAAGAUUAAGAAUAACGAGUUUCAUAUGCCUCGAUACCUUUCGCCUCUUGCAGAAGACCAACAGUCAUCUAGUGAAGGUAGUAGGCCUGAUAAUAUAUAG
Debaryomyces hansenii CBS767 is the source of this 1236-nucleotide messenger RNA. RefSeq names its product palmitoyltransferase. The record is from RefSeq and is a predicted model, not a curated record. The transcript has a single exon. NCBI's taxonomy places the organism in Eukaryota, Fungi, Ascomycota, Pichiomycetes, Serinales, Debaryomycetaceae. Gene Ontology annotation, molecular function: protein-cysteine S-palmitoyltransferase activity. Gene Ontology annotation, biological process: protein targeting to membrane; peptidyl-L-cysteine S-palmitoylation. Gene Ontology annotation, cellular component: endoplasmic reticulum; Golgi apparatus. Bases 1 to 1236 code for a protein of 411 amino acids.